GAACGACAUCACUCGCUCACGCGUCCUUUACAUCUCGACAUGGCGGCCUCAGACGCAGCGGACGCUCCUCCAGCGCCAUCGCGCUCUCCCUCACCACCCAUCGCGCCCCCAAUCGCCUCUGCGCCAGGACCACGUGCGACGGCCCUCCAAAAGCUUUACGCCGAUGCGACAGCACACAUCCUCAAGACUUGCAGCUAUGCCAACUUUAGUGCUUGCUUUCCCACGAUGGCGCGCGAAGCUUCCGACUCCCUCAAGCUGCUCCAUCAAGAUUUCACCGAAGGGCUUGGAGAAUACUGGCGCACAAACUUCGAAUCGAUCCUGGACAACCGAAAUGUCGUGGCGAGUUUGAACGAACUGGAUAGUCUCAUCGAGGAUGCGAGACGGCGGAAGAAAGGCAGCGCUGGCGACGCACCCCACACGCUUUCUGCACAACAAUUAUACCUCUCCCACCUUGCCCCUUCUCUCGCCGUAUACUCCCAAGAGAUGAAAGAGCGUCAGGAUGCCGUGCAGGAGGACAACGUGGAGCUUUUGGGCCGAGUAAUGCAGCAGCGAAAGGAGAUCGAGGCGCUGAUGAAAGGGCUGGAGGGAGUUGCUGCCGACCUCGAUGCCAGCGUGACUGCAUUAGAUUCCGAGGCCGCAGAUCUCGAGAGUUCGAGGGAUGCGGUCAGAGAUGUGGACACGGACAUGCGGUUGACCGCUUGAUGUUUUUGAUGAUACCCAUGUAAUUUUUACAAGCCGAAGUUU
Molecule: messenger RNA, 744 nt
Organism: Neohortaea acidophila
Lineage: Eukaryota; Fungi; Ascomycota; Dothideomycetes; Mycosphaerellales; Teratosphaeriaceae
Product: Nnf1-domain-containing protein
Exons: 2
Coding region: 40-702 (220 amino acids)
Biological process (GO): chromosome segregation
Cellular component (GO): MIS12/MIND type complex
Source: RefSeq, a predicted model, not a curated record